This is a messenger RNA of Pyrus x bretschneideri (Chinese white pear), 4227 nucleotides long. RefSeq names its product probable E3 ubiquitin-protein ligase ZFP1. The coding region runs from base 2140 to 3882 and encodes 580 amino acids. Lineage: Eukaryota; Viridiplantae; Streptophyta; Magnoliopsida; Rosales; Rosaceae. The transcript has 6 exons. Gene Ontology annotation, cellular component: nucleus. Gene Ontology annotation, molecular function: ubiquitin protein ligase activity. The record is from RefSeq and is a predicted model, not a curated record.
UUUAUUUAUUUUUUGUUGAAAUAAAUUUGGGUUUCUUCUGAUUUUCUUAGCAAAGUAAAAAAAAUUAUAAAAAAAAAACUUCAAAUUUAAAUAAAUAUUACAUAGGAUUUGUCCCUCUCCCUCUCUCAAACUGAUGAGCAAAACUAAGGGGUAAUUUAUAUACGUCCAACGGUACUCGAAUUUAUGGAACCAAGUUUGUUGAAGUUAUCAUCUGCAUGUUACUUUUAUUUUUUUUUAUGUUAUAUUAGAUUUCAUGGUGUAAUCUGUGAUUGUAUGGUCUAAAGCUGUGUGGUACUGUAUUUUCUGUCGCUUGAUUUUCUUUCUUCACGAGGUUUGUCAAUAUAGGACUUGUUCUUGUUGUUUUCGUAGCUCAUAGAAUCUCAUAAUUAUGAUAAUUCGCACGUAACUGCUGAUUACAUUGAUUUGGAGUGUUUUGUUUGUUUUCGCCCGUGAACCUUAGCUCAAGUGGCAUGAGAAGGGUGAGGUGAGUAUGAAGAUCCUAGGUUUGAAUCGAAAAAGGACGUAUUGUUUGUGACCAUGAGAUCAAUGCUAUACUUAAACGCAGUGGUGGAUCCAGGAAAUAAUAUUAGGGAAGUCAGUAAGAAUAGCGUGCGCAGCGCGCAAAUUUUUUUACCAGAAAUAGCAUGCAUAUUGCCAUUUUAUCGAGUCUUGGUAGGCCUGAAGUCAUUUGGAAAGACAUAUUGCACACCUGUUAAUGUAUGCAAGGGGCAGCACCCAAGGUAUCCAUAGACAUUCACCAAGUCUUGGUAGGCUUGAAGUUAGUUGGAGGGCAUGUAUGAAGCCAACUCUAAUCUUCAAAAGGGCAGCACCCAAGGUAUCCACGAACAUUCACCGAUGUUUGGAGGGUUAGCACCCAAGGUAUCCAUGGACGUUCACUGAAGUUCGGGGGGUCAGCUGCCCCUCAAUGCAUCCGCCACUGCUUAAACGUGUGUAUGGCCGAGUGGGAUUCUUUAGUAGAUGGGUUAAUCAAUAAUGGGGAAGUUUUUUACUUUCUGAAGAGAAUAGGAAGUUAUGUAUGGAAUUAGUUUGGACAAAGUCAUGGAUAAGACUUCUUUGUAUGGUUCACGGGAUGUGAUGAGAAAGGUAAUAUUUGUUGGUAUAAAUUUGGAAGAGUGAACUUCUCUCCCACAUUUUCUUAAAAAUAUUUUUUAACAGUGAAACCUGUGCUUCCCCCUUCCAUUAGUUUCAGGUGCACAUGGUAUCUUUUAAGGUUACAAACUUGUGGUAGAGAGUAGUAGACUAAGACAAGCAGUGGGUAUUUGUUUUAUCAAAAUAUGCUUAUCUUUCAUCAUGUUUCACUAGGGAAUGGGGAUUCAUGAUUUUAGUUACCUUUAAAAAGAAUGAAAUAUGCUGGAUAAUUGGAUUUUUGGCAACCUAAAGAGUUCACAUUAUCUCGUACGGCGGAUGAAAGAAGCAGUUUUCUUUUUGAGAUAUUUUUUGCUUCUUGAGGGUUUUCUUAUGCUUUCCUUCCACUCCUGAAGUAUUUUGUGGUCAGUGUGAUCACCCUGUUAUUGUGGCUGCAUGGACUAAUCUUUUGCUGGAGUUUCUAUGAUGAUUUUGCAUUUUGAGUAUCAAAUUUCAGUUACCAUGUUACUGUAUAAUUGACCGAACCUUAAUUGGGAGAUUGAUUCUGACGUUCUACCAAACCUUAGGUUAUUUUUAUUGUCAUUGACAGUGACAUCGGUUGUGCUUAGUUACAAGAUUUGAACUUCUUACUCUAGAAGACUAUAUGACCUUUUUUUUUUUCUUUUUUUUUUUUCUGCUUCUUCUUCUUUGAACAAAAAAAUUUAUAUAGAAAAUGACCUUAUUUUUAUUUUUCAAAGAUUGUUUAUAAUUUAACUGAAUCAUUCAUAAAGGAUGGCAAAGGAAAUUAGUGCUAAAGUUUGAACGUUGGAGGGUAUAACUUAUAGACCUGUUCACCCACUCCACGGGGAGUGAGGAAUUCCACGGUCAACCAACCUUUCAGCUACUAGAUGGACACUUAUAUUGUCUGUAAACACUAAAAUAAUAGCUGAGGAUAAUCAAGUGGUUAAAUGAUUGCAUAUUUGGAUUAUUUUUGGCAUGAUCCUUAAAUGGACACUUUAAAAAUAAACGGUUUAGAUAAUUGAAUCACAAUGUAUGGUGGAUCCCAAAAAGUUGGUAACCCUGGAACUCCUUGCUCACUGUGAAGCAGAUACCUUGGCUGGAGUGAAGGGAUUAUUUGAGACUUCAAUGGGGCAAAGAAAUAUGCUAUGCCCUAGUCAGAUGAUCGAUUUGGAAAUGAAUCAACAAGGUGAAGGUUAUCUCUGUCCCCCACCCUCCGUCCAUUUUGGGGGCGCUUCUAGUAUCCAACAGCGCAAUGUUCACACAAUGGUAACAGCUUCAGGGGGCACUACUAGUUUUGAUGCCCAACAUUUACCCGAGGGUUAUGAUAAUGCUGCACUCUACGGGAUGGCCCAGUACACUGGUGUUCAGCAUCAUCAUAAUCUUGAUUUGGGCGUUGCGACUCCUGCCAACUAUUAUUAUUCGUACAUGACUCCUUCGUCUAGUACUGGGGUGUUACCUGUUCCUCUAAAUCAUGGUGCUUCUGAUCCGUCGCCAUCUUCUAGCCAUUAUGGAGCCAUUGGAAUUUCUGCAGAUGAGUAUGGUAGAAAUAAUCGCAUAAUGGAUGAUGCUAGAGGUCAGUUUAAGAGAAAAAACCCUGAAGGCCUACCAGGGAAUUUCCAAUAUCUUAAUGGCUUUGCAACCCCUAGUUCUUCAGUGCCUCCUUUGAAUUUGAGGAAUCCUGAUGGAGUUGCUGUAAUGGAUGCUGUAACUUAUGCCUUGCCUCAGUAUGCGGGAACUGGCAAUCCACCAAUUAUGGAAGCAGGACCUCAGAGUAAUAUGAGGAACAGAUCAGCUACAACUGGGCUUGAUUCUGUUAUGACACAUGACCAUAACCUUCUAAAUCAAGUAAAUUAUGCGGGUCAGCACUUUCAGCCGGCUGGAACACUUUGGUUGGAUCAACAUUUAAGUAGUAACAGUGGGGAUGGAAGUUCUCCAUCCUGGAAUCCAGUUCCUACUAUUCCUUUUAUGCAUGGGGGUAAUGUCACGGUAGGUUCGAUGGACAGCGCGAACAUGGGUAUGCAAAGAUAUCAUGAUUCAUCUAGCAACAGAAAUUCCUCUAUUCUCCGGCAUCCUCCUCCGCUCAACCACCACCAUCAUAAUCAACGUGUAGCACCACCCAUGCAAGGAUUAAGAGGCCACAACCUUAAUUUUAUCCCCCAGGGUGCCACAGCAGCUUCAUAUAGAUUACCCACAAGUUCCUCGCGCAGCACCAUGAAUCCUUCUCAGAAUGGUUUGGAGAUUGGUCGUAGGCAACCAGGAUCUAUUCCCUCGAAUGGUUUUAGGGUAUACAGGCCACACCAAGGAGUUAUUCCCGAGGCAGCUUUAAGACACCAGAACCUUCCCCACUUCAGAGUUCUUCAGGCUGAUGAGGGUGUCAUAGUAGAUGUUCCUAACUUUUAUGGAAGCUUUCUUGACCAGCACAGAGACAUGCGGUUGGACAUAGAGGACAUGUCAUAUGAGGAGCUUCUUGCAUUGGAGGAGCAAAUUGGCCAUGUAAGCACUGGGUUGUCAGAUGAGGCCAUUAGAAAACAACUAAAGACAAGGUCUUAUUUAUCAUCUUCAAUUAAUUUAAACCUCGAAGAUGCUGGAUCCCCAGGGAAGGAAGCCGAUUCCUGCAUUAUAUGCCAGGAUAAUUACAAGAACCGCGAGAAGAUAGGAAUUCUCCACUGCGGACACGAGUAUCAUGCAAGUUGCUUGAAGAAGUGGUUGCUUGUGAAAAAUGUCUGCCCUGUCUGCAAAUCCGAAGCGUUGAACACAGGGAAGAAGAAUGUAUAGAGGGGGCGACAGUUGAAUGACAAGGGAUUCUUCCUUUGUUCUUUCAUCUAACUUUAUUUUGUUAUAUAUUUUUGUAUAUGCACCGGCAUAUAAUAUAUAUCGACCAAUUGUUACCAACAUUGGUCAUGUACCUAUCAAACUUGUACAGACCUUUUUGUUUUUUUUUUUUUUUAAAUUUUAUUAUUCUGCCUCUGCGGUAUUACUCUUGGUAAUUAAGCCACAUUUUGUUCAUUUGUGCCAACUAUUUGUUUAUUUUUUUGAAUAAUUCAUCUUUGUCGAUGAAAAAUGAUCGGUCGACGCUGAAAUGACUAUGUUUGAAUGAGAAUUUAAUGCUUCUGUUUCUUA